AUGAUGGAUGUUGAGAAUAAGAUAUUAUCAAAGGAAGAGAUGGAAGUAUUGACAAGUAUUGCGAGAUAUUUAAAAAGUGAACAAGAUUUUAUUAACUUUGUGAUGGUAUGUAAAUCUCAUCAAAAUGUCUUAGAUUGUUUUUUUUUUAAUCCUAUUAGCUCAACUCGUCUUUUUCUCAACUUGCAAGAACAAUGGUUAUACUAUCCCUGGGAUUGUGUCACUCGUAAAGUUAAAAAAAUUGUUUUGAAUUACCCAAUUACAACAAAAGAUUAUAACUCACUUAAAGGAAAUCGAAAUAUUAUUUGUAAACAAGUUAAGUUUACAAAAAAAGAUCGUGAGAAUUUAGGAAAUAAAAUUCCAUCAAUUGUAAACUCAAUUGAAGAAAAAUGCUUUGAACAAUGUACAGAUUUAGAACAAAUCACGUUACCAGGUAGAAUUACAUCAUUAGGAUAUUCUUCAUUUCGAGAUUGUGUUAAAUUAUCAUACAUAGAAUUACCAGAUAAUUUAAUAAGCAUUGGGUCUUGUUGUUUUGAUCAUUGUAUUAAUUUAAAAUCAUUGACAAUUCCUAAUAACGUGAAUUAUAUUGGAGAUAAUGCGUUUUUCUGUUGUAAUUCUCUUACAUCAAUUUAUUUACCUACACACCUUACUUCUUUAGGAAAGUCAUGUUUUUUUGGAUGUAAUAAUUUAAAAACUAUUUAUGCAUCAGAAGAAAUUUGUAUGAGGUUGCCAUAUUACUUUUCUUCUUCUUCAUUUGCAAUUUGA
Entamoeba dispar SAW760 is the source of this 762-nucleotide messenger RNA. RefSeq lists its product as uncharacterized. The record is from RefSeq and is a predicted model, not a curated record. The transcript has a single exon. NCBI's taxonomy places the organism in Eukaryota, Evosea, Mastigamoebida, Endamoebidae. The coding region runs from base 1 to 762 and encodes 253 amino acids.